CGUGCCGCCGCCGCCGCACGCCUCUCCUCCACAGGCGGGCUGCCCUACGAGCUGACCGAAGGGGACGUCAUCUGCGUGUUCUCACAGUAUGGAGAGGUUGUGAACAUUAAUCUGGUGCGGGACAAGAAGACUGGAAAGUCUAAAGGCUUCUGCUUUCUUUGUUAUGAAGACCAGAGAAGCACUAUUCUGGCUGUUGACAACUUUAAUGGAAUCAAGAUAAAAGGAAGGACAAUUCGAGUGGACCAUGUGGCUAGCUAUCGCCCCCCCAAAGACACUGAUGAUUUAGAUGAUGUCACCAAAGCCCUCCGUGAAAAGGGCUGUGGAGUUAAAACGCCACCUCAUACUUCAUCUGAUUCGUUGUCAGAAGAUGAUAACGUGCCAGUAAAAAAGCAGAAAGAUAAAGAGAAAAGCGGGCAAGAACGGCAAAAGCAGAGCCUGCAUGCUGUGAAGAGGGCUGCGUCCGCAGAGGAGUCACAUCCAAGAAUCAAGAUUAAAAAGGAGAAAGAGGAUCCUGCCUAUGACCGGUAUGCCAGCGUGAGUCAGCAGUCUUGGAACGGGUCUGAGAGGAAAUAUGGGAGCAGGACGCAGCGGGAUGAGGAAGAGCAGAGGCACCAGAGAGCUUCGGAGAGAAGAGGGGAAAAAAGCUGCCAGGAACAGAGGGGACAAAACAGGAAAGAGAGAGGGGAGACUGGCAGAAAGGGUGAAGGUCACAGCAGCAGACGAGAAGAGUGUCUCGAGGGAACCAGAUCCAGGGACCGUCGGGAGAGCAGUGCCCGAGAGCCCCAUUCCAGGCACAGAGAGCCAAGUACCACGAGGGAUUCCAGCCGCCGCUAAGCUGUUGGGUGAGCAGUACCUGGGGCUAUGGCUCCUCCGACCAAGAGGCAUGUGUUCCCUGAACCUAGCCCAAAGUCUACGCAAAGCCUCCUGAUGCAUCUGUGAGGACGCCACCAGCAGACUGCUAGUCUCCACUAGUUCUUAGCUUUGUUUCUCUUCCAGCUCUCGGACAAGGAUCUCCUUGUUUCUGCUGCAGACUGAGAUGUGAAUUUUGUUGUCAUCUUGUUCAGCCCUUCUGUGCUGUGGCAUCUUGCAGCAUUAAUGGUGGAUGGCCUUGCAGGCAUGUAGAUGUGUCGAGCCACUUCACUGCACCAUGAAAACAGAUCACAGGGCUGCUAUUGUUUGUUCCCUAAGCUGCCCAGUGUCAGCAGUCUGGGCGAGACUGUUUUCCAUUCCCCUUGGCCCCCCUCCCCCCCCCCAGUUACACUCACUUUCUCAUUUCUCGCUGCAGUGAGAAACUGGUGGGAAUCUUGUAGGCCUUACACAUGCUGGGUUUGUCUCCUGAGCCCAUCCUGUGUAUCUGCCAGCUUCUGUGAUGAAUCCCAAGGGAUGCACUGUUGAAUCAGGGCUAUUUAUUGUUUUUUAAAUGUCCCUUAAUAAAGUUGAUCUAUUAACUGA
Struthio camelus australis is the source of this 1452-nucleotide messenger RNA. The record is from RefSeq and is a predicted model, not a curated record. NCBI's taxonomy places the organism in Eukaryota, Metazoa, Chordata, Aves, Struthioniformes, Struthionidae.